CCGCUGCCCCCCGGGGACUGGAACGCCCCCGAGCUCCGGUACCGGGUGCAGUGGCGGCCGCUGGAGCCGGGCCGGGGCCGCUGGGCCGAGGCCACGGUCGGGGAGCCCCCCCUGGUGGUCCGGGACACCCCAACUUUCAGCCCCUACGAGAUCCGCGUCCAGGCCGUCAACGAGGCCGGGAAGGGCCCCGAGCCCCCCGUGGUCAUCGGCUACUCCGGGGAGGACCUGCCCCUGGUGUACCCCGAAAACGUGGGGGUGGAGAUCCUGAACAGCACCAGCGUCCGCGUCACCUGGAGCCUGGGCGGGGCCGCGCGUGACCUGCGGGGACACCUGAGGGGCUACCGG
Molecule: messenger RNA, 345 nt
Organism: Onychostruthus taczanowskii (white-rumped snowfinch)
Lineage: Eukaryota; Metazoa; Chordata; Aves; Passeriformes; Passeridae
Product: neuronal-glial cell adhesion molecule-like
Exons: 2
Molecular function (GO): protein binding
Source: RefSeq, a predicted model, not a curated record